AUGUUCGUCUACGAAGGCCGUCUCGACUGGAAGCCCUACGGCGAUAGCGAGACCUUCGUUAUAAUCCUGCCUGACGGUCCAGUCCGCGUUGGCGACACCGCCUAUCUCUUUUCCCAAUGGACAAAAGAUGCUCAGGGCACCAAGAAGGCCAACUUCUUCCAAAAGUCCGCCAUCGAGAAGGUCUCCAAGACUCCCAGCGGCGAUGACACCUUCAUCGCCAAGGCUUCCUACUACAGCUGGGAGAUCACCUCCCACGACGUCUACGGCAAACUCGACGUUGUCAUGUCAAACCCCGCUGGCGCCAAGAGCAACAUGUCGUUCAAGCGUAUCUGGCAGUCUAAGGGCGAGCAGGCCACUGGAGCUGCAAGGAUCUGGACUGGUAAAAUUUCUUGGUCCAAGUAUGCUAGUGACGAGAUGAGUAUUUUCAUCUGGACUCAUGAUGACACUGGUACUGAAAAGUCCCCGUCCUUCCGCGCCGAGUCCCAGAAGAUGCUUCCUGGGGCUGGAAAAGGUGUCAAGUUCUCUUAUCACUCAUACUACGAUAUCACGUGUACCUGGGAUGAGACGACGGAGAAGCUUGCUGUCCACAUGAAAGGACCCGAGGCCAACCAGGAUCUUGGCGAGUACAAUCUCUCCGCCUUGAUUGAUCGCCACUCCCAUGACUGGACCCCCCCCAGACCUCAGCCGUCUCUCCCUCGCAUUCUAGGACCCCUUCCUUUCCCCAAGAACCUCAUUGACACUCUGCGACAUACCAUCGCCUUUGCCGAUCAGGCUGGCUACCUCGCCAAGUACGCUGAGGAUCGAUUCAAAGCACUCGAUGCCGACUUCCAUGCUCGAGGCGAACAGCUCAAUGCCGCUACCACGGAGAACAGCGAGCUCAGGAAGGAGAUCAAGAAGCUAAUCGAUGAUCUCAAUGUCGAGAAAGCCAAGACCGUUGAUCUGACCAAGAGACUCGCCGACGCUCAAGCAGCUCAUGCUGCCGAUCUCAAGAAGAGAGAUGAAGACCUCGCGAACGGCAAGAAACACGAUGAUGAAGACCACAAGACGAUUGACCGACUAGUUUCUCAGCUUGAAUACGAGCGAGCUUCCAAGGCCGAGGUGCAGAAGAAGUUUGACCAGACGACGACUGAUCUUAGAGACGCCGAGGCUCGUCUCAAGGCUGAAGCCGCCAAGAUCGUUGAUCUCACCGCUCGCAUCGCCACCCUCGAAGCCCAACUCGAAGUUGAGAAGCGAGAAGGCGAUAGACUCCGAGGUGAGAACAAGCAGAAGGACGAGACCAUCGAAAAGCUGGAGAAGGCCAAGAACGACCUCCAGUGCCAGCUCGAACAGGCCCAAGCAGACGUCAAGGAUCUCGAAGCGCUUGCCAAGAAAAAGAGCAAGACAAUCAGCGAGCAGGCUGACGAGAUCAUAAAGCUCAACAACACCAUCAAGGAGAAGACACUUGCCUUUGACAAUCUGGAGACGGAGUUGAAGGACAGGGCGAAGGAGCUGCGAACUCACAUGCAUGAAGGUCAUGUUACUCCUGCUCCUACUGCUGCCCCUGAGCCUAAGCUCCGCUUCAAGUGCAACAUUCGAAGUGAGAGUUCAAGCGGCAACAAGAAUGUCUUCUUCGACCUCAACGGCGCAGGUGGCCAGAACCCUCCUGUUCAUGCUAUCUCCGAUGGAUCGUACAAGUGGAACUCCAACCAGAUCUGGGAGAUCUUUUCAGUUCCAGGCUCUAACACGCGGGUCAUCAUCAAGAACGCGGGCAACAGCUUUGUCCUCUUUUCAGCUGGACACGGACAGACUGUCAAGUGCGAGAGAAACCGCGAUGUCUCUGACCUUGCAGCUCAGUGGGAUCUUCAGGGCGCAACAGUCGAGAACGUCACUGAUAGCACUCAAGUCCGAUUCCGCAAUGCUAAGGACGAGACGUACCUUGAUCUGUCGGGCGGCAACACUACGAAUGGCACAGCUUUCCUGACCUACAACGGUCAUGGUGGUGCUAACCAGGCUUUCAAGCUCUGGAAGCACUAG
Molecule: messenger RNA, 2013 nt
Organism: Fusarium oxysporum Fo47
Lineage: Eukaryota; Fungi; Ascomycota; Sordariomycetes; Hypocreales; Nectriaceae
Exons: 8
Coding region: 1-2013 (670 amino acids)
Cellular component (GO): cytoskeleton
Source: RefSeq, a predicted model, not a curated record